AUGACGGUUGGUGACUCUCCGUUUCCUCUCCUCCGUCUACCCAGCCUCCUUUUUCGACAUGUCGCUCGAUAUAUGGAAAACAUCGAUAGACUUGCUCUAUCCUAUGUCUCGAAUCGCACUAAAAGCCUGGUGAUAUCGAUUGAUCUGAAAUGUACUGAAGUUAUGAUUCAAAUAGAAGAAACGAUAUUCGUACGUAUCGAUUUUCCGUCAUAUGAUAAUUUGAUUUGUACUUUUGAAGACUGUCCAGAAAAUGGUGAAUCAAAAGUUCAUCGUUUGAGGGACACUAGGGAAGGUUUUACAUUUCACAAACCAGAAUAUCGAUUAGAAGAUUCCUUGAGUCAUAUCUUUGAAAUAUAUCAUCAACCGAACAUUGUGACAGUUUCUAUCAGAAGGCUACUACCAGAUAUGGAAGGAUUCCGAAGAUGCAUCAAGAGUUUUUCGGGUUUAUACAUUUCUCGUGACUUGACUGAUAUUGAGACAUGGAACAUUCUGAAAACGUUUAAACCAGAGAAGGGACUCUUUCUUGAUCAUAUCCCGUUUGGAAACGACAAGGGAAUGUUUCAUGAGUUUCUGAUUCAAAGUUUGGAAGCAAUUGAAUUGAGAUGGAACAAUAUACCAUUGGAUUGCCUUCUGAUCACAAACAGUGAAUUUAUUAAAAUCAUUACCCCAAAAAUUAAUGAGAAAGUGUUGAAUCGAUUCAUUAAACAUUGGAUUAAUGGAUCCAAUCCAAGACUGAAACACCUGGAACUAUGGUGUCCAAAGUCUCUCAGCGAAAUAAAUUUGAGUGUGGUAUUGAAGGGGAUACGACAUCAGGAGAUACCAGAAACUUAUCGAAGGUCUUUCAAGGGUCUCGAUUGUACUAUACACGUGGAUGGUGGAUAUGACAUUCGCAGGAAAGACGGAACAGUUGCCACCGUUUGGAGCUAUGAUCAGGAGAACUUUGAUUUUUUUGUUUGGAUUUAA
This is a messenger RNA of Caenorhabditis remanei, 963 nucleotides long. RefSeq lists its product as uncharacterized. The transcript has 2 exons. Gene Ontology annotation, molecular function: protein binding. Bases 1 to 963 code for a protein of 320 amino acids. The record is from RefSeq and is a predicted model, not a curated record. Lineage: Eukaryota; Metazoa; Nematoda; Chromadorea; Rhabditida; Rhabditidae.